AUGCUGCUAUUGUGGCUCGUAGGCGCCAUCUUCACGCCUGCAGAGGACAAGGGCGGCAUAUUAGCACUUGUCAUUCUGCGCCACAUUCGCCCCUGGGUCUACCUUACUGCGGGUUUCUACCAUCCAUUCGUCAUACAGCUAGUGUUUGUUUUACCAUUGGCCUUCGGGCUGGCCAAGCGCGUGGAGCCAGAUCUUGGUGCGCUAAACCUCGCGCGACUGCUGCUGUUCGCCAAUACGGCAGCGGCAGUGGUGAUAUUUGUGAACCUCUUCGUGCUCUACAUCAUCUUUCGAAACCCCAUCUACCUCGAGGCGAGCUUUUCGGGUUUUACUGGCGGAAUGUCGGCGCUUUUGGUAGCCUAUAUGAAGCCGACACCGUUUGCGACAGCUCCUCUGCUCCCAGGCUUCUACCCACUCGUAGCAUGUGUUACUUUCUGCUUGUGUACGAUGACCGGUAUGGUCUUUACCGCUAUCCCGGCACUUAAGCUGAUGCUUGUGGGUUCUGGGCCGUUUUCGGUGCUCGGUGGGUACUUUGGAUGGUACUACCUCCGCUUCCUGAACAAGAAUCGUGACCAUACUGUUGGCGAUGUUCCACUUGUGCGACCGCUGGCAAACUUCUGCUUCAGCGUGGUUAAGCUCUGCGGAUUCUUUAAGAAGCGUGCAACUCAGAAACCUAAAAUGCUCCCGAUUCUCACGGAAAUUAAAAAUGACCCAAUUGCUGAACGCCGAAAGGCUCGCGCGAUGAAGGCUCUGGACGAAAAGCUGGCAAAGCUUGCUCAUGCCCGAGACGACAGGGGAACUUCAUCGUUAUUGUCUCUGGAAGUUCGCAACGACGAGAAUUAA
This is a messenger RNA of Phytophthora infestans T30-4, 840 nucleotides long. RefSeq lists its product as uncharacterized. The transcript has 8 exons. The coding region runs from base 1 to 840 and encodes 279 amino acids. NCBI's taxonomy places the organism in Eukaryota, Oomycota, Peronosporomycetes, Peronosporales, Peronosporaceae. The record is from RefSeq and is a predicted model, not a curated record. Gene Ontology annotation, biological process: retrograde vesicle-mediated transport, Golgi to endoplasmic reticulum. Gene Ontology annotation, cellular component: membrane; Golgi apparatus.